Messenger RNA from Hyaloperonospora brassicae, 675 nucleotides. The record is from the annotation of a GenBank genome assembly. Lineage: Eukaryota; Oomycota; Peronosporomycetes; Peronosporales; Peronosporaceae.
AUGAGCAAGUUACGCGUCUUGUGUCUGCACGGAUACCGUCAAGAUGGUCUCAAACUCCGCGGUCGCAUUGCGGCAUUGCGCAGGGCGUUCAAGACCAGUGUCGAGUUUGUCUGUCUCGAUGCACCGUUCGCUGUGCCUUAUGAGCCCACGUCACUCGAUCAUGCCAACUCGGAUAGUAGCAAAGCCGGCGAGAAGGUAAAGCAAUUAACGUGGUUCGACUUUAGUCGCGAUGACGACGAUCGAGGACACGAACGCCUCGAGCGCGUGGACGAGUCGAUCGCGUACGUUGCCAACUAUGUGAAGGAAGAAGGACCUUUUGACGGCAUUUUCGGAUUCAGUCAAGGGGGCACCCUUGCGUCGUUGAUCCUGCAAAGACAAAUGAGCACUUCGGCCACGCCAUUUGCCUUCCGCUUUGCGUUCUUCGUGUCAGCAGGAGCGUGCAGCGAUCCAACGUACGCGAGCAACGUGCAGGUUGAUCUGCCAUCGCUACAUGUUAUUGGCGAGUCAGAUGCCGUAGUGAACAACGAACGGAGUCUCGCUCUCAAGGGUCUUUUCACUCAUGCCAAGCUGCUGCUACAUCCUGGAGGCCACUACAUACCCACGAACAAGGGGCCGAAAGACGCGUUUCGAGCAUUCUUCAACGACCUCCGCGACGCUCGCGAGACGAAGCAGUAG